Pygocentrus nattereri (red-bellied piranha) is the source of this 2110-nucleotide messenger RNA. RefSeq names its product tripartite motif-containing protein 16-like. NCBI's taxonomy places the organism in Eukaryota, Metazoa, Chordata, Actinopteri, Characiformes, Serrasalmidae. Gene Ontology annotation, molecular function: zinc ion binding; protein binding. Bases 40 to 1650 code for a protein of 536 amino acids. The record is from RefSeq and is a predicted model, not a curated record. The transcript has 5 exons.
UCAGAGAGCUGCUCCCUCUCCAUCUAGACGUGCAGGACAAUGGCCAGUAUUUCAGUAGAUCACGACCAGUUCAGCUGUCCAGUCUGUCUGGAUCUGCUGAAGGAUCCAGUGUCUCUUCCUUGUGGACACAGUUUCUGUAAGGUGUGUAUUAAUGGCUGCUGGGAUCAGGAGGACCAGAGGGGGGUCUACAGCUGCCCCCAGUGCAGAGAGACUUUCACUCCAAGGCCUGUUCUACGCAGAAACAACAUGCUGGCUGAAGUGGUGGAGAAACUGAAGAAGACAGAACUCCGGGCUGCUCCUCCUGCUCCCCGUUACGCUGGACCUGGAGAUGUGGAGUGUGAUUUCUGCACUGGGAGAAAACUCAAAGCCAUCAAGUCCUGUCUGACGUGUCUGGCCUCCUUUUGUGAAACUCAUCUUAAACCUCACUGUGAAGUUCCUGCAUUGAAAAAGCACAACCUGGUCAAAGCCUCCUCACAGCUACAGGAGAAGAUCUGCUCUCAGCACAACAAACUGAUCGAGAUCUACUGUCGUACUGACCGAAGCUACAUCUGCUAUUUGUGUAUGAUGGAGGAACACAGAGGUCACAGUAUAGUCUUGCCUAUAAAUGAAAGAACCGAGAAACAGAAUCAGCUGAAGGAGAUGCAGAGUAAAUUCCAGCAGAGAAUCCAGGAGAAACAGAAGAAGCAGCAGGAGCUGAAACAGGCUGUGAAGACUCUUAAGCGCUGUGCUCAGUCAGCAGUGGAGGACAGUGAGAGGAUCUUUACUGAACUGAUCCGCUCCAUUGAGAAAAAGCGCUCUGAGGUAACAGAGCUGAUCAGAGCUCAGGAGGAGGCUGAACUGAGUGGAGCUGAAGAACUCCUGGAGAAACUGGAGCAGGAGAUCGCUGAUCUACAGAGGAGACGCACUGAGCUGGAGCAGCUUUCACACACAGAGGAUCACAUCCAUUUCCUCCAGAGUUUCCAGUCUCUCUGUGUCUCUUCUGGAUCUGAGGACUCACCCAGCAUCACUGUCCAUCAGCACCUCUCAUUUGAUGGAGUGAGGAGAUCUCUCUCUGAGCUGAAGGAGCAAAUUGAGGAGUUCUGCAAAGAGAAAUUCUGUAAAAUCCCUCCACAGGAUUUCUGUCAGCUGACUCUGGACCCCAACACAGCAAAUCAUCACCUCACUCUGUCUGAGAAGAACAAAGUGGUCAUGUACAGUGAUAUAGGCCAGUCAUACUCUGACCAUCCAGAGAGAUUUAACUGCUACUCUCAGGUGUUGUGUAAGGAGAGUGUGAGUGGACGCUGUUACUGGGAGGUUGAGAGGAGCAGUGGAGGAGUUGUGUGCAUAUCAGUCUCAUAUAAAGGGAUCGGCAGGAAAAGUUUGGGUAAUGAUUGUGUGUUUGGAUGCAACAGUCAGUCCUGGAGUCUGCGGGUUUCUCCGUCUCUCACUUUCUGGCACAACAACAUUCAGACUGAGAUCUCAGGACCAUCAUCCUCCAGAAUAGGAGUGUAUGUGGAUCACAGUGCAGGAACUCUGUCCUUCUACAGCGUCUCUGACACAAUGACCCUCCUACACACAGUCCACACCACGUUCACUCAGCCGCUCUACGCCGGGUUCUAUGUUAAUGGAACUGUGAGGUUAUGUGAUAGAAAAUUAGGUGCUUUUUCUUAAUAUUAUAGAUGUAAAAAGUCAUCAAUGCAUUGUUAACUACCUGUGGCAAAAAUAUGAACUGUUCUUUUCAGUCCUUGGAAUGAACAGUGCUAUUCAUGCUUACUACACAAAGUUCAACCUACAUUUCCUCAGCCUCUGCUGCUUGAAUCUUUAAAAAGAUGGACAUACAGCAGCAAUGGCAGAACUGUGCAGUUCACACAACUAAGAGCUGUAAGAUUUACAGUAUUUGCUAGAUGCUUUAAGGAGACUUAACAUUGUAGUUUUACAAAUGUUUGUUUGAGUGAAGAAAUACUUAUAACUGUAACUGAGGUAUUUGUUAAUGAUAUUUCUUUUCCAAGAGAAUAUUAUGCACAUGUAUGUAUGGACAGAAAGGCAGUAUGUUUGGUUUGGCUGUCAGAUGGGAUCAGAAAUCAAAUUUCAAUUUUCCAUUUUCUAAAUUAAAUCCUUAAGUCAAAGGCAA